AGGAAAUGAAGAAACCAUGUAUUGAGGCAGAUUUGGUCCUAACACUGAUACCUUUGCUGGAGAGCACAGACCAAGAGAUGCUGCUCCAUGCAGGGAGGGCCAUUGGCCGUAUCUGUUACGAUAAUCGCUGCCUUCAGGAAGAGCUGGUGAAGGUUGGAGUAAUCCCAUCACUGGUCCGAAUAUUAACUGACUAUGCAGAGAGUGAACCACUUGUCCACGUUGCUCUACUGGCCUUGUACAACCUGGCAGACCUUGAUUCAGCCAAGGAAGCUCUAAGCAUGACAAAAGUUGCUGAACAGCUGGUGAAACAACUGAGGAGAGCAGAGAACCAUGAGAGGUUAGAAAUUGUCUUUGAGGUCCUGCAAGCACUUGCAGAAAAUGAUGCCCUGAAAGUGCAGUUGGUGGAUGCAGGUGUGCCAGAGGCGCUGUCUGAGAUCCUGCUGAGGCUCCAAGGCAGCUCACAAGCUGAGGAUACCUGCAUUGUGAAGGCUGCAUCGGAUCUCAUCGUCUCUCUGCUUCUUGGAGAUGGCAACUGUCUGCGAAUGUUCCAGCUGGGAGUCAUUCACCAGCUCCUGGAUCUUCUGGAGAAACACAUCCAGAGCAGGGACACCUCAGUUCAGCAGGCUGCCCUCAGUGCACUGCAGAACCUCGCUAUUCCAGUGGUCAGCAAGGCUCAGGUGCUGGAGGAAGGCGUCGCAGAGCGGAUCGAGGCGCUCCUGAGGUCAGAGAGCCCUCCCGUGCAGCUCAGGCUCCUCGGAACGCUGCGCUCCUUAGCGGACGGACAAGCUGAUGCAGCUGAAAUCCUGGGCCAAGACCCCCAGCUGCUCGGCAGGCUGGUGCAGUGGUGCAGUGCGAGCGACCACAGCGGCAUCGGCGGAGAGGCAAACCGGCUGCUGGCAUCCAUCCUGCACCACAACCGCUCCCAGGAAGUGGUCAAAGCCAUCCAGGCAGCACAAGGAGUGAAGCAUCUGGUUUCCAUGACAACAAGUGAACAUGCUGCCAUGCAGAAUGAGGCUCUGAACGCCUUGGCAAUAGCAUCUGCCAUCGAUUUAGAAACCCUUGAAGAAUCUUUUAAGGAAUCACAGCUAGUUCAAAGCUUACACAAACUUCUACGAGAUGAUAAUACAAGUCCUGAGGUGAAACACAAUUCAAUGGGCCUUCUGUGCAGACUUCUUAAUUCAGGGGAUCUGAGACAAGAAAUAGAAGAGGACAAGAUCAAAGACACCCUUGAGCGACUCUGCAGUCACAGCAAUGCAAAUGUGGUCAGGGAAGCCAUCACAACACUACAGGUGUUGAGAGGAGAGACACCCCACUAACCUCCCUUCUCCCACAUGGCAAGCCAGCA
Sturnus vulgaris (Common starling) is the source of this 1345-nucleotide messenger RNA. Its product is annotated as rap1 GTPase-GDP dissociation stimulator 1-like. Gene Ontology annotation, biological process: positive regulation of GTPase activity. The record is from RefSeq and is a predicted model, not a curated record. Gene Ontology annotation, molecular function: guanyl-nucleotide exchange factor activity; protein binding. NCBI's taxonomy places the organism in Eukaryota, Metazoa, Chordata, Aves, Passeriformes, Sturnidae.